AGCAGUGACCGUGACUCGAGAACUGCGGAGAAGGCCAUGCUGAGACUCUGCGUCGGGCGUUUGGGCGCCCAUCUGGGCAGCCUGCGCUGGGGGAUCCAAAGUCCAGCCUUGGGAAGCGUCCGGGGACUUGUGUCCUGCAUUGACCCUUCCUUGGGCCUUAAUGAUGAGCAGAAGGCGUUCCAGAAAGUAGCCUUUGACUUUGCCUCACAGGAGAUGGCCCCCCAAAUGGCAGAAUGGGACCAGAAGGAGAUAUUUCCAGUGGAGAGCAUGCGGCGGGCAGCACAGUUGGGCUUUGCUGGUGUCUAUGUUCGGUCUGAUGUAGGAGGGUCAGAGCUCUCCCGGCUUGAUGCCUCUAUCAUAUUUGAGGCCUUGGCUACAGGUUGCACCAGCACGACAGCCUACAUCAGCAUCCACAACAUGUGUACCUGGAUGAUUGACUUCUUUGGAAAUGAAGAACAGAGGCACAAAUUCUGCCCUUCACUCUGCUCUAUGGAGAAGUUUGCUUCCUACUGUCUGACUGAGCCAGGAAGUGGGAGUGAUGCUGCCUCUCUUUUGACCUCAGCCAAACGGCAAGGGGAUCAUUACAUCCUUAAUGGCUCCAAGGCUUUCAUCAGUGGUGCUGGUGAAUCAGACAUCUAUGUGGUCAUGUGUCGCACUGGAGGAUCAGGCCCUAAAGGGAUUUCCUGCCUGGUUAUUGAGAAGGACACCCCAGGCCUCAGUUUUGGGAAGAAGGAGAAGAAGGUAGGAUGGAAUUCCCAUCCAAUAAGAGCUGUGAUCUUUGAAGACUGUGUUGUACCUGUGGCCAACAGGAUCGGAGAUGAGGGACAGGGUUUCCUUAUUGCCAUGAAAGGAUUGAACGGAGGGAGGAUCAAUGUUGCCUCCUGCUCCCUUGGAGCCGCUCAUGCUUCAAUCAUCCUGGCCCGUAACCACCUCAAUGUCCGUAAGCAGUUUGGAAAGCUCCUGGCCAACAACCAGUACUUGCAGUUCAAACUAGCUGACAUGGCUACUCGACUGGUGGCUUCCCGACUAAUCAUCCGCAAUGCAGCCGUGGCCUUGCAAGAGGAGCGAGCAGAGGCUGUGGUCCUCUGCUCCAUGGCUAAGCUCUUUGCUGCAAAAGAGUGCUUUUCGAUAUGCAACCAGGCCUUACAGAUGCAUGGUGGCUAUGGCUACUUGAAGGAUUAUGCAGUUCAACAGUAUGUAAGAGACUCUCGGGUCCACCAGAUUUUGGAAGGUAGUGAUGAAGUCAUGAGGAUGCUUAUCUCUAGGAACUUGCUUCAGGAAUAGCACCUAAAGCAGUGUUUUCAGGCCCAGUUCCUGCUUGUGCCUCCUCCUGUCCAGUAUUAAUGCUAAAUUCCAGAGGAAAUCCUUCAGCCAGAGGCUGGACCCACCCAGGGCAAGACCCUGGGUUCCAUUAAGCCCCAGCCCUACAAAACCACCUUUGCAGAUGGGAUUAUAACAAUGUGUCCUGAGGAGAUGAAGAGGAACGGAGCUGGCAGCCUGGAUCAGAAAAUUCAAAGGAGGAAAUUGUUUUGUGAUGCCAGGAUACUUUUUGUCAAUUAUUGAAGACUACCGGUGGCAUGGUUUAGAACUCAUUCCACAGCCAAGGCACUUUGCUGGUACCACAUUGCCUUAAGCUACCUACAUGUGACCCAUAUAAGAGGCAUUUGAAUAACAAUGAUGAGACAUCCUACCAAAAUCUGUGGAAUGCAACCAAAGCAGUACUCGGGGAAAUUCAUAUCCUUGAGUGCAUAUAUUAACAAAUUAGAGAGGGCAGAGAUCAAUUAAUUGGGCAUACAAAUCAAAAAACUGUAAAGUGAACAAAUUACAAAUUUCCAGAUAAAAACCAAAUUAGAGAUCAUAUAAGAGGCAUUUUAACCAUCCACCUUUCUAUAGCACUUUAAGAUUUACAAAGUGCUUACUGAAAAAUCAUCUAGGAGGUAGGGAGUGCAGGUAUUUUCCCCAUUUUAUGGAUAAGAAAACUAAAGCUCAGAGUACAGUGACUUAUCCAAGGUUCCACAAGCUAAGCAGGACUAGGAUUUACAGCCAGUUCUGCUAACUCUAAGUCUGGGUACUCUUUUCACCAUAUACCUCUAGAUUCCUUUUCCAGAAACCUGGAUACUUUCAUUAUGUGCUUUAGCUAAAUAAAGCAAACCUCUGGGGAAGAUGGAACUGAGGGGAGAA
Molecule: messenger RNA, 2181 nt
Organism: Gracilinanus agilis (Agile Gracile Mouse Opossum)
Lineage: Eukaryota; Metazoa; Chordata; Mammalia; Didelphimorphia; Didelphidae
Gene: ACAD8
Product: acyl-CoA dehydrogenase family member 8
Exons: 11
Coding region: 37-1284 (415 amino acids)
Biological process (GO): lipid metabolic process
Molecular function (GO): flavin adenine dinucleotide binding; acyl-CoA dehydrogenase activity
Source: RefSeq, a predicted model, not a curated record